AUGGCGCUCCUUAUCAAAAAGUUCUUACACUCUAUCCGACUCCUUGGGCGGCGAGGGAAGUAUAAGCGUCUCUUGCCCCAUGAGGAGACCCCCAGGCCUCUCCCCCCCGAUGAGAAACGACCCUGGUCUCUGCUACUGGAGCUGCCUCUGGAUAUUCUGGUAGAUAUUGUACCAUACCUACCACUGGUGUCCCAGGUCUGCCUUGCACUCAUCUGCAAGCCGCUCUACAGACUACUACGCCCCGUCCUUGAUGAUGAACAACUAGCCUGGCCAAGGUAUCUGGCUAGCCCAUUAACCUUGAGCAACGAAUUUGGUAGCGAACUGCAUCUUCCACGGAUUGACCUUCUGCUCAAGCUGGAAGAUGCCCGCUGGCUAUACUGUCGUACCUGCCUUAAGCUUCACCCAUACAACUACUUUCCUCCAGACUUUGCUCGUAUUCCACCAUCGCGUCGAGACUGCAGGUUGUACUGCGGAAUUGUUGAUUUGUGCUCCUGCCUGGCCCUCACCUACACAAAUGGUCAACGGCUUAGCGAGUGGAUACAGACAGGAGUACCAAGCCAGGAUCUUCACCGUAACAUCCGACAACAAUCCCAAUGCCAAACGCUUAACAACAGGAGGCUCCUUAUUCAUAGCUGCUCGGUGACAAGCCAACCUGACGUGUUUUUAGCCCUCACCAUCAUGCUGACACUCGACGCCGGCAAAUGCUUGGUAGUCACGACUAGGUACAACGUGUAUUGGUCAACGCCGCACAAACGUCUCGGAGAUUUGGUGAACGACCGCGAGGCCUAUCGACCGCCAUUCAAUACUGAAUCUAUUUUUCUCUGCUCAGAUGUGCACGCCCUUGCUGGGUUAUACGGAAGCUACGCACCUACACUGACGCGGAAAGAUGCAUGCGGCAGCUGUGAUACAACAUUUCAUCUUCUUCUCUGCACUGAUGACGGCCUUCACUCUGUUAUUCGCAGUGAGCGUAAUCUCGGGAUUGUGGAACAUGACCCGAAUAUGCCCAGGCGGCUGGUACGAGGCUCUCAAAAGUGGUGGCUAACCUCCCGGGAUCCUGGGAAUGCCAUGGAGGGAAUGUGGUAUCGCUGGUCCUGA
This is a messenger RNA of Aspergillus puulaauensis, 1095 nucleotides long. RefSeq lists its product as uncharacterized. NCBI's taxonomy places the organism in Eukaryota, Fungi, Ascomycota, Eurotiomycetes, Eurotiales, Aspergillaceae. The transcript has a single exon. Gene Ontology annotation, molecular function: protein binding. The coding region runs from base 1 to 1095 and encodes 364 amino acids. The record is from RefSeq and is a predicted model, not a curated record.